CAUUUAACUAUUGUAGUAUUUGACUCGUGGGGAAAAUUUCAAUCAGGUUUAUUCGAAAGAAAUGUUGUCAAUGUUGGAUCAUUCACCGAAUGCAUAGAAUUCCGUCAUAGAACAGAACCAAAUAAUGGAAUUAUUCAAGGUCAAUACUGUCUUGUUGGCUUUAAAGCAUUGAAUUCUUCGUACCAUAAAAACAGCUCGAGUGUUUUUGAUUGGCGGGAAAUUGGAGAUUUUGUUGGAAAGCAAAAUCUUUCAAUCAUCACUGGAUUUUGCUUGCCUGCGUCAUGUUCGGAAAAAAAGGUUGUUCAAUUUCUAAAUGAAUUUUUACCAACAACAAAUUUAAAUGCUACAAAAGCUCAAUGUCAGACCAAUGAUCCCAAACCUACCACAUCAUUAGAUGUGUUUGCCAAAUCAUUUUUUAAUUUUUACGGAGUUAUUUUAAUUGCAAGCACAAUCUAUGACGUUCUCAAAAGAAAAAGAAAUCAAGAUCCGAAUGCACUUUUGGCAGCAUUUUCAAUUUACACAAAUGGCAAACAACUUUUCAACACAUCUGAAGAUAACAUGAAAUCGUUGUCAGGAAUUAGAUUUUUCUCUCUUCUAUGGAUCAUUUUCGGACAUCGAGUAUUUUUUCAAAUGCAAUUUCCCAUUUCGAACUUUCCACAACUUAUACGAGAAUCAGAUAUGUCAGUAACAAUUUUCACUUCAUUCAAUUUAGCUGUUGAUACAUUUUUCGUCAUGGGAGCUCUUCUCGCUACAAUGUCUUGUUUAUCAGCAUUUGAUUGUCAAAAGUUUAGUGCUCGUCGAAUGAUUUUACACAGAUACAUAAGAUAUACGCCAUGCGUGACUGCAUUACUCUUGUAUGUCCUUUCCAUUUGGAAGUUUCAAUUCGAAGGUCCAUUCAGUAAUGACGAUAGUAUAGUUGCAUGUCAGAAUUAUUGGUGGUCAACAUUACUCCACAUUCAGAACUACGUGAAUGGACAUCAGCUUUGUCUUGGCAUAUCCUGGUAUCUUUCAGCUGAUUUUCAACUCUACUUAUUGCCCCCAGCCAUUAUUUACCCAGCUUGGCGAUGGGGUUGGAAGCAUCUAUGGAUUCCUGUUCUUCUUGCAAUUUUCUGUUGUGCUUACAUUUUCGGAAUGUUUUUUGUAACACGCGACCCAGGUUUGGACUUUAUUGCAGUUUAUCUACCAACUCAUGCGCGUAUGGGGCCAUGGAUGGUUGGAAUCAUCUUAGGCUUCAUAAUCCAUCGAUAUCGUGGGAAAAAUUUGAAGUUUGGAAGAUGGACUAACAUCAUCGGUUGGUUUGCAGCACUUUUAACUAUAACGGCGAUAUUGAUUGCAGGAGUUAUUCCAAUAAAUAGUAAAGUAGUCGACGCUUCGUUGCUUGCAUUCCGCCGUUUAGCUUGGGCAAUUGCCUUAGCUUGGAUUAUUUUUGCAUGUCAAAUUUUGAAAACAGGAGGAAUAAUUCGGUGGCUUCUUUCUUUACGUCAAUGGCAACCGAUUGCAAGAAUGUCACUAAGCAUUUUCUUAUAUCAUACUUUAUAUCAAGCCACGUUGUUGUUCAAUAGCAAGGAUGUUGUGACUUUGGAGGAACCGUUCAUACGUCAAAAUGUCAAUGGCGAUAUUUUAGGUUCAUUUAUGGGCGGUGUAGUAUUGUAUCUUUCAUUUGAACGACCCUUUCAACUUAUUGAAAAGUAUUUUUACAACUUACGCAAUAAUAAGAAGGUUGAUGCAAAUGCAACGAGUGAGUAAAACGAAAGAUCAACUUAAUCAAUUCAAGAAAGUGAAUUUUGUAAUUUUUUCUAUUUUAAUUUAUUAUAUUGUGUGAAAUAUUUCUGAAAUAUCUAAUAAAAAUCUUAAGAAAG
Molecule: messenger RNA, 1859 nt
Organism: Clunio marinus
Lineage: Eukaryota; Metazoa; Arthropoda; Insecta; Diptera; Chironomidae
Source: the annotation of a GenBank genome assembly